Molecule: messenger RNA, 2021 nt
Organism: Xenopus laevis (African clawed frog)
Lineage: Eukaryota; Metazoa; Chordata; Amphibia; Anura; Pipidae
Gene: fuca2.L
Product: alpha-L-fucosidase 2 L homeolog
Biological process (GO): glycoside catabolic process; carbohydrate metabolic process; fucose metabolic process
Cellular component (GO): lysosome
Molecular function (GO): fucosidase activity; alpha-L-fucosidase activity
Source: RefSeq, marked provisional
GACAGUCACAGUCCAGGAAACAGCCCCUGGUAAAUCACUGCUACGGUCUUUAUGGCGGGGAGAGAUGAUGCGCUCCCCCUGUUGGUCUUGCUGCUUCUCCUACAAGCGACGCAGCCUGGGGUCUCCCGGACCACGUAUGAGCCCACCUGGGAGUCGCUGGAUUCCAGGCCUCUUCCUGAUUGGUUUGAUGACGUCAAGUUUGGAAUCUUUAUCCACUGGGGAGUGUUCUCGGUGCCGAGCUAUGGCAGCGAAUGGUUUUGGUGGUAUUGGCAGGGAAGCAAGGUAGCAUCAUAUGUGAAUUUUAUGAAAAAGAAUUACCCUCCUGACUUUCAGUAUGAAGAUUUUGGACCACAGUUUACAGCAGAGUUCUAUAAUCCAUUGGAAUGGGCAGUCACACUGGCAGAAUCUGGGGCGAAGUAUGUAGUCCUAACCUCAAAGCAUCAUGAAGGUUUCACAUUGUGGGGGUCCAAAGUCUCAUGGAACUGGAAUUCUGUGGAUGUGGGUCCCAAAAGGGACCUUGUUGGUGAACUGGCUUUGGCCAUUAAGAAUACCACUAAACUGCGCUUUGGGCUAUACCACUCUCUUUUUGAGUGGUUUAAUCCCCUAUUUCUUUCUGAUAAAAGUGCCUCUUUUGCAACUCGUCAGUUUGUAGACACCAAGACUUUGCCUGAGCUGUAUGAACUUGUGACAAAAUAUCAGCCUGAAAUCCUUUGGUCUGAUGGAGAUGGUGAUGCCCCAUAUACUUACUGGAACAGCACUGGCUUCCUAGCCUGGCUCUAUAAUGAAAGCCCUGUUCGAGAUACAGUUGUGACAAAUGAUCGUUGGGGCAAUGGCUGCAUAUGCAAGCAUGGAGGCUACUACACAUGCAGUGAUCGUUACAACCCUGGGCACCUGCUAAAGCAUAAAUGGGAGAACUGCAUGACAAUUGAUAGGUACUCUUGGGGAUAUCGGAGGAAUGCUUUGAUAUCAGAAAUGCUCACUAUUGAAGAGAUUGUACGGGUGUUAGUAGAAACCGUUUCGUGUGGAGGGAAUUUGUUGAUGAAUAUUGGCCCAACUUCUGAUGGUCGAAUCCCUGUCAUAUUUGAACAGCGUCUGAAGCAGAUUGGGCAAUGGCUUAAAAUUAAUGGAGAAGCCAUUUAUAGCACAACCCCUUGGAGAGCACAGAACGAUACUGUCACUGCUGGAAUUUGGUACACAUGCAGACCUAAAGAAAAAGCCCUGUAUGCCAUAUUCCUGACUUGGCCCUCUAAGUGGGAGUUAGUCCUUGGAGAGCCUAAAGCUUUAACUGGAAAAACAGAGGUUCAUCUUUUUGGUUUCGGACAAAAAUUGAACUGGUCCUCAUUAGGAGAAAAGGGAAUUGUGGUGCAUUUGCCAGUAAUCGGCUAUUCACAGAUGGCUGCUCCUUGGGGCUGGGCCCUUAAGAUAGUUGGCUUAAAUGAAGUAGUAAAGCAAUAUAAAGGAUAAUUUUGGCUGUCAAAUGUCUAUUUUUUUUUUACUGAAAAGUCAUUCUGCUUUUUUUUCCAAGUGGCUGCUAUUACAGAUGCAAGUCUUUUAUAGUAAGUAUGUACAGCUUUUACACUUUACUGUUCAGAAGUGAUUUUGGCACAUUCUGAUCAGUUGAUAAGUGUCAGUUGGUUUGAGAUGGUGAUGUUGCCAAGAGAAACCAAUCAGCAAUUAGAUUUCAACAGUUAGAAAACAAAAGCAAAGAGCUGAAUGGUUAUUAUGAGCAACAUCACCGUAAUGUUUCACUAUACUUUUUAUAAAUAGACCCCUAAGUCUUGAGCCACUUCCAAAAUUCUGUUUUUAAAAUAUAUUUUGCUUCCUCAAAGGGUCUUGUCAUGUUAAUCAAAUAGUAAAAUUCCAAUAAAAAAAAAAAUCUUGAAUUCCAGAUUGUAAAAUAACAAAAUGUGGGAAUGCCCUGGUGGUGGGAUGCAGGUAUGCAAUGCACUGUAAUAGAAUUAAAAAUUGUUUAUGUAUUCUGGGGUGUCUGUAACAUUUUAAAAUAAACAUUCUUCAUGCUU